Molecule: messenger RNA, 1302 nt
Organism: Trichomonas vaginalis G3
Lineage: Eukaryota; Parabasalia; Trichomonadida; Trichomonadidae
Product: protein ubiquitination
Exons: 1
Coding region: 1-1302 (433 amino acids)
Molecular function (GO): protein binding
Source: RefSeq, a predicted model, not a curated record
AUGAGCCAAGGUCUUAUUCUUGAUAUCGAUCACAUUGCGAACAAUAUUCAAAAAUAUAUCGAUCAAGAUAAUUUUUAUGAUGUGAUUGAUUCAGAUAUUAUCCCUCAAGUUUUCGAGAAAACAAAUCUUAACUCAAACGAUUUCAGAAUACUUCUUUCUCAAGGCAAAUCAAAGUAUAGUACAACUAUGCUUUAUAAGUUUGCUCGUAAAUGCAAUGUUUUCAUUAAUUCAUUCCAAGAUGCGAUUAAUGUCCUUCAAAUCUACAACAAUCUUUUUAAACUCAAAUCAUCACGCUCAUUAAUUGAUUACUUUGAGAAAUUCAAUGGAGAAAAUCAAUCCGAUUCCAAAGAAAUGAGGGAAUUAAAAAACAAGAUUCAAAACCUCGAAUCAAAGUUGUUUGUUAUGGAAAAAGAAAUCAAUGAGUACAGAAUGAAAGAAAAUCAACACAAAAAUGAAUUUGCAGAGAUUUCUGAAUUGCGUUCAAAUUCAGAUUUUGAUUCAGUUUACAAUUUCCUUAAACAACUUUCAGAUCAAGGUGAUAAACUGAAAAUGUCCAUUUCAUGUGCAGUUGGAUUAAGCGAAAAGAGGAAUUUAGAAGAAUGUACUCCACUUCUAUUAGCAUGUAUUAAAGGAGAUCUUCAAUUAACAAAAUCUCUUAUUGAAGGAGGCUGUGAAAGAAAUUCAAUUGAAACAAAUGGAAAUAAUUGUUUACUUCUAGCAUCAUUCUAUGGACAUCUUGAAAUUGUAAAAUAUUUAAUUAAUAUUGGUUAUGAUAAGGAUUGGUGCAAUAAAACUAAUGGAUUUAAUGCAAUUAUUUUUGCAUCACAAGAAGGUCGACUUGAAACAGUUAAAUACUUGCAAAGUAUUGGCUGUGAUGUCAACUAUAAACCAUUUACUAGUGCAAGUUGUAUUUAUCUUGCAUCAUAUAAUGGUCAUCUUGAAACAGUUAAAUAUCUUUUAUCAGUUGGAGCAAAUCCUAAUGAGAAAUUGUAUAAUGGAUUUUCUCCAUUAAUUGUUGCUUCGUCUUUUGGUCAUCUUGAAGUGGUUAAAUGUCUUAUUCAAUGUGGAUGUAAUAAAAAUGAUAAAACAAAUUGUAAUCAAUCUGCACUUCAUUGUGCAGCAAAGAAUGGCCAUUUUGAAGUUGUUGAAUAUUUAGUUUCAAUUUAUGUCAAUCUUAAUGACAUAGACAGUGAUGAAAAGACAGCACUUGAUUACGCAACAAAAAGGCAAUACGAGAAUGACAACUACAGAAAGAUUGUCAAUCUUCUAAAUCGAUCUGGUGCGCAAUAUUUUUAUCAAUAA